Cyphellophora attinorum is the source of this 741-nucleotide messenger RNA. RefSeq lists its product as uncharacterized. The transcript is spliced from 2 exons. The coding region runs from base 1 to 741 and encodes 246 amino acids. NCBI's taxonomy places the organism in Eukaryota, Fungi, Ascomycota, Eurotiomycetes, Chaetothyriales, Cyphellophoraceae. Gene Ontology annotation, cellular component: cytoplasm. The record is from RefSeq and is a predicted model, not a curated record.
AUGAUCGAGCUGUACGGCGCCUGUCCAGGCUUCGGACUCCCGGAUAUCUCGCCAUGCGUCAUGAAGGUCUUCAUGUAUCUGACCAUAACCAAAACGCCUUUCACAUGGAAGGCGCAAGACUGGGCAAGCAUGGCAACCGAUGCUCCGUACGGGAAGUUGCCGUAUAUCAUUGACACUGACAACGACAACAAGCGCGUACCAGAUUCCUCGCUCAUCAUUGAGUACCUGGAGUCGCAGUAUGGGACAAGCCUCGACAAGAAGCUGAGCGCGGAACAGCGAGCGGUCGCAAUCGCUUUCGAGCGCCUGAUUGGUGAGAACCUUUACUGGUCUUGCCUAGGGACGUCACGCUAUCUGAGCGACGCUGGCUGGGAGAUGUACAUACCGUACCUCCUCCAACACUCCCCGCCAGAUGGUUCCACUCCCGUCCCCCCUGAGCUGCGCGCAUUCCUUGACGCGUACCGCCAAUCGAUCCUGGACGAUUUCGUGGGACAAGGCAUGGGUCGUAGAGAUGUGCCUUGUAUCGUCGAAUUCUACAAGCGAGACAUUGACGCACUUGCGGCUUAUAUGGGUGACAAUAAGUACUUCAUGGGGGAUGAGGUACACACUAUUGACGCAGCGGUAUACUCGAUGCUGAGGGAAUGUGCCGAUCAGCCCAUGCAAUGGGAGGGCACCGGAUAUAUUGAGAGCAAGAAGACCUUGAUAGCGUAUAUGGAGAGAAUGCGGGCGGAGUUUGGAGUCUGA